Messenger RNA from Fusarium poae, 1050 nucleotides. RefSeq lists its product as uncharacterized. NCBI's taxonomy places the organism in Eukaryota, Fungi, Ascomycota, Sordariomycetes, Hypocreales, Nectriaceae. The transcript has 2 exons. The record is from RefSeq and is a predicted model, not a curated record. Bases 1 to 1050 code for a protein of 349 amino acids.
AUGGCUCUCUCAUUCAAAAACCUCGUGAGCUCCGUGCUAGGCUCCGGAACUGCCAAUGACGACAAGCCACCAUCAGCAUCGGAGCUGUUCGUAAAGACGGACCCAAAGGUAGAUGGUGAGGAGUGUCUGCACGAUUGUGACAACUGCUCGGCCCGGUAUCCAAGGGGCUUCAAGAUUGAGGAGGAGGAUGUGCUGUAUGGUCUCGUUGCAGCUUGGAGUACGCAUGUUCUUGUCGGGACAGGGAAAACGGAUUGGGUGAGGGAUGUGGAAGAAGAAGAGGGCAGCGUCAUGCAAGCUUUUUCCAAAGCAGUUGAGCCUUCUAAUGGAAAACUCAAGCUGUCGGCAUCUAAUAUGCCCACUCCUCAUGAUACAGAUGACUACUCUGAACCCACAACACUUCUACUCUUACCAGCAUUCAAACUUCUUCGCAAUGUCCAUCCUCUCAGCGUGCCUCAAAUAAUUACAGACGUCAUCAACCAAGCACCCACCAGCACCUCUCCUCUUACACCGGCAUCUCUUCCCGCUUCUCUGCCGUCUCCGGAUCCAGCUGCUGGCAUUCCUGAUGUUUCUCUGGCCAACUGCCCUCACAACGCUGUUAUCCUCAUGUGCAGUCACCGAACACGUGACGUUCGCUGUGCGCAGAGUGCUCCUGUUUUGAGGAAGGAAUUCGAGCGCCAGCUGAGACCGCUGGGUCUGUAUCGGGAUCUACACGAUGAGAGACCCGGUGGAGUGGGUAUCUACUACAUCAGCCAUGUGGGAGGACACAAGUACUCUGCUAAUGUAAUGAUCUACCGACGGCCCAAUGCGUUUGGGUUGGAUGAUACGGCUGAGCAGCAGAACGGUACGAGUAAUGGCGAGAAGAACGGCGGCAGUGUCAAUGGUUCAGGAGAGGAUAGCGUUGGUGCAGCGCAGGGCAUCUGGCUUGCUCGUGUCAUGCCCGAAGACUGUGAGAAUCUGAUCCGAUAUACUGUGCUCAGAGGCAAGGUCGUCAAGCCUGAACGUCAGCUACGAGGCGGAUUUGAUCGCGGUAGGGGUGUCAUGAGUUGGUGA